AUGUUGGCCGAAAACCCCAAGACAUCGACAUCGAUCGGGCUACGAUUUUCCCCGUUGUCAACAAGCUUCUCGGACUCAUCACCGCAGCCAACCAACUCCCUCUUUGUGUGUCCAGCAGCAGCCACUGCCACUGUCCUCGAUUUGAGCCCGUCACCACUCCAAUGA
This is a messenger RNA of Puccinia triticina, 165 nucleotides long. RefSeq lists its product as uncharacterized. The transcript has a single exon. NCBI's taxonomy places the organism in Eukaryota, Fungi, Basidiomycota, Pucciniomycetes, Pucciniales, Pucciniaceae. The coding region runs from base 1 to 165 and encodes 54 amino acids. The record is from RefSeq and is a predicted model, not a curated record.